This is a messenger RNA of Salvelinus namaycush (lake trout), 3967 nucleotides long. RefSeq names its product calcium/calmodulin-dependent protein kinase type 1D-like. Gene Ontology annotation, cellular component: cytoplasm; intracellular anatomical structure. NCBI's taxonomy places the organism in Eukaryota, Metazoa, Chordata, Actinopteri, Salmoniformes, Salmonidae. The transcript is spliced from 11 exons. The record is from RefSeq and is a predicted model, not a curated record. Gene Ontology annotation, molecular function: ATP binding; calmodulin binding; calcium/calmodulin-dependent protein kinase activity. Bases 452 to 1786 code for a protein of 444 amino acids. Gene Ontology annotation, biological process: peptidyl-serine phosphorylation.
UAGAUGAAAUAAUACUCCUCGGUCCUCGCAUUACGCACCACACGGCUCAACAGAGGACUUCAUUAAAACGAGAACAUUUUUUGGGAGAGAGAGACAAGGCGAUCGCGCAAAGGUGACUCGUAGACCCAAACAAUUUACGUCAAGAUAAUCUAGACCAGUUUAACCCUGCAGGUGCAACCGCAAACGGUGAAAGCUCGUUGUCGGUCAAACGGAACGCUGUAGACAGAAAAAGAAGCGAAGAAAACAGGAGACCUGUUUAGAGAGCUGCGGUGACAUUUCUACAGCGGGAAAACCACGAGCUCGAAAAGGUUUUCUGCCUAGCUCGUUCUAUGCGCGUGGGUCUGCUCCUCACGAGCAGGAAGUGUAACUCGAAGCGUGGGAAAGCUGCGUUACGUCGGGGGGCUGCUGAGACUCACUGGCAUCGUUUGCCCCGGUUUUCCCCUGUUCCACCAUGGAUCGGGAGAAUGGAGAGUCCGGGAAAGGGACGUGGAAAAAGCAAGUCGACGAUAUCAAGAAAAUAUUUGAAUUGAAAGAGAUCCUCGGAACCGGGGCAUUCUCUGAGGUGGUGUUGGCCCAGGAGAGGUCUACAGGGAAAAUGUUUGCUGUGAAGUGUAUCCCCAAGAAGGCCCUGAAGGGGAAAGAGAGCAGCAUCGAGAACGAGAUCAACGUGCUCCGCAAAAUCAAGCAUGAGAACAUAGUAGCUUUGGAAGACAUCUAUGAGAGUUCCAACCACCUCUACCUGAUCAUGCAGCUAGUGUCGGGAGGUGAGUUGUUUGACCGUAUCGUGGAGAAGGGGUUCUACACAGAGAAAGAUGCCAGUACGCUCAUCAGACAGGUGCUAGACGCUGUCGACUACCUCCACAAGUUGGGCAUCGUCCACAGAGACCUGAAGCCAGAGAACCUGCUGUAUUUUAACCCCCAGGACGAGUCUAAGAUCAUGAUCAGUGACUUUGGUCUGUCCAAGAUGGAGGGCAGCGGGGACGUCAUGUCGACCGCGUGCGGCACGCCGGGAUACGUGGCUCCAGAAGUUCUUGCUCAGAAGCCCUACAGUAAGGCAGUGGACUGCUGGUCCAUCGGAGUCAUUGCAUACAUCCUGUUGUGUGGCUAUCCUCCAUUCUAUGAUGAAAAUGACUCCAAGCUCUUUGAGCAGAUCCUCAAAGCAGACUACGAGUUUGACGCACCGUACUGGGAUGACAUAUCUGAUUCAGCCAAAGACUUUAUCGGCAGUCUGAUGGAGAAAGACCCGGCGAAGCGCUUCACCUGUGACCAGGCCCUCAGACACCCAUGGAUCGCUGGGGACACAGCCCUCUGCAAGAACAUCCACGAGUCUGUGAGCAGACAGAUCAGAAAAAACUUUGCUAAGAGCAAAUGGAGGCAAGCCUUCAAUGCCACUGCAGUGGUGCGACACAUGAGGAGACUGCAGUUGAGCAGCAGUAUGGGCCACAGCAUGGACAGCUCUCACCCUCACCCUCCUAACAGCCGGGCCGCACAGAUGCAGAACCAAAGGAACCAGGCCAACCAGAACCUGGCCAGCCAGACGCCCAACCAGACCCCUAGCCAGAGCUCUACUCAACCCUCUCCGAGUCCAAGCCAGACUCGGAGCCAGAACCCUAAUGCAGCCAUUAUGAAGAGCUUUUCUGUGGACUCACCUCACAAGGACUGUGCCCCAGCUACUCCCACCCCCUGCAGCCUGGCAACUGCAGCCUCCUCUUCCCCCUCCGGGGGGACGGAGCUCACCCGGCCCCACCCCUCUACUGUUGCCACAGUACUAACAGAGACUAAGUGACGCCAGGUCCCGCGGGGGACCAGCUGGGAGGCUACGGCGCUGUGAGAGAGAGAGAGCGGGGCGAAAACCGCACCCUCCCUUUCCUUACCGUACCCCUACUACCCCCUCCCAGCCUGCCCCCCGCCCUGCCCCUCCCCCAGGACUGGGAGAGCAGAGGACUUUAAACCCAUUGCACCAAUAACAACAUGCCAUACUCACCUUGGACAUGCCCAUUGUGUCGACUCUGUGGAACCACACCCACUCCAAGAGCAUUACUGAUUGGUUUACCUUUGAGUGUUUGUUUCUGUCAGAGACCAUGAUGAGUGAAGUGGGUGUGUUUUCAGAAGCUUCCGUCGGAUUGGGCGUUGUCUAUGUCAGUCAAACUCAAUUUCCCUUUAGUUUUUCCUACAUCUUCUAUAAGGUUCUACUUGUGAGUUUUUAAAAUUCUGUUUAUUUUCUAUAUUUCAUCCUCUGGGUUAACAGUUACCAACUGGAUUAUUUUUCAUUUCUAUUUUCUUGCAUUUUCUUUCCAUGUUCAUGUUGAUUUCUUUUUGUUUGCGUCCAUGUUUAAGACGUGCUUUAAAAGUACCAUAAGACUGUUGAGUGAUGUUUCAUGAGUAAGCGCUUUAUCUAUUUGCACAUGAGGUUUGGACACAAUUUCAGACGUAGAUAAUGUGUGUACAGCCACCAAGUUAGACAACUCAUCUACGGGAAUUUAUCAGACAGAGAAUAGAGAAUGUAAACAGUUUUAAAAUACCCCAAAUGGGGUCAGAGCAUUGUACAACAUCUUUGUUAAGGGAAACAUGCACUAUGUUUAAUUAUUGUCUUACUUUAGAAGACUUUCAUAACGACCACCCAAUAGGGGACGCAUAUACAGUAUAUUAUGAAACGCACUGCAGGUUUAGGAUAGAGUUGGAGAGUGCUGUUAGUUUUAACCAUCACCAGUUACAUGUGGGGUUUCCCACCCUAAAGAUCAGGGGCUACAGGUGGGAAACCAGGCACUUCCAAAUGGGCCUCAGAAAAAGCCCAUGUAGAAGAGCAGCCAUUUCUGUAGUGUAAGCAUGGGAACCCCUGACCUACAGUCAGUUUCCCACGAUCCAAGAUGGUGGAGCUGUUGUCUCUACCCCCAUCCCUUUUACAAAGCCAUGACCUCACCACAAGAGCCAUCAUCAUCAUGAUGACAUCAUCAACCGGGCACCCAGUACACAAGUUCUCAGGGAUUUGGACUGGGCGCCGUGGUGACCCUUGUUGCUGUAGAAACCGCUCGCGAGCACAGAUUUGUCUACAGAGUGUCCCGUGGUCUGCCUCUGUUAAAUGCAAGUCCAACGAUCCCUUUAUAUCAUUGUAAUGUCUAGCCAAAGCAGUCUUGAAACAUGAUGACAAACUGAUUAUACCUGAUUAAAAACUGAUGGUUAGCUAUGAGCUAGACCUAUAACCCUGGCCGAUCCCCACUGAGAAAUGGAUUGUUUUGAAACUAAGGGCUGAACUCUGAUAAUCUGGAGAAAGAUGACAGAAGACGAUGUUUUCUAUUUCUCUCCCCCUUGCCUUCUCCUUUCCUCUCUGUGCCACCCCUCCCUCCCUCUCUUUUUCUUUCUAGUUUCUUUAAGACCAGUUCACUGUAUACUGUAGAAGUUUCACCCAACACUGGGACUGUUACGCUCACGACACCAGGGUCCCCUAACCAGACUAUGGCCAGACACAGCAUGCAUAUAGCCUACAUAUAGGGGUCAUAAUGCAGUAUUAUUACCUGGCUUUGUGGUGCUGGGUCAACCAUCAUUAAGAGUGAUGUCAUGGACUGGAUUCUUUUAGGGGGUGGGUAGACUUUACUUUAGGGGUCUGUUUUGUUUAUUUUUUUUUUAUCGAGGCAAGCAUUUUGUUUUCUGAUAUGAAUGAAUAUAUUUGUUGGAAAUGUCUUGUAAAUAAGUUGUGAAUGAUAAUUUUUAAGAUAACCUUUGCGAAUGUUGUGCAGUGCCGACGUGGGGGUGGGUUGAUUGUAUUUUCUUUGGAAUGUUUAAUGUGUUUUAAAUGAGCUACAGCCCCCCUCACCCCUCCAUCCCACACCAUACUGGGCUUUGAUACCACGAUAUUCAGAGCAUACUGUACCAAACACUCAGUAACUGCCAUCUACAGAGUUACCAUGGAGAUAACGCCAUCAGCAUUCUAAACAAUAUCUGAUAAAAUAAAUAAAAAUUAAAUGUAAAA